Molecule: messenger RNA, 971 nt
Organism: Perca fluviatilis (European perch)
Lineage: Eukaryota; Metazoa; Chordata; Actinopteri; Perciformes; Percidae
Product: astrocytic phosphoprotein PEA-15
Exons: 4
Coding region: 368-760 (130 amino acids)
Biological process (GO): regulation of apoptotic process; MAPK cascade
Molecular function (GO): protein binding
Source: RefSeq, a predicted model, not a curated record
UUUCAGCAGCCGGUGACUGAGCAGCGGACAGAGAAGCAGACGGCCACAGAGCGGAAUCACGGUCAUCCUGAACAUUUCUGUUUUUAUUAUCUACAAAAACUGACUGACAGUUCAUCUCACCCGUGUCCCCUCCACGGCCGCGUUUCCCCACGCUAAUGAAACCGACUCAAAUCCAUCACAGAACGACUUGAAACCGCAAAAGUGAACCGAGAUUGGCCGGGUGGACUUUUUUUUCUCUUUCCAUUCCUGCAGCACGUCUGUCCCGUCUCAUUCCCACAGAGCUGCUUUCUGUGAGAUCCAGAGGAGAUUAUCUUCCCGCAUCUCUCUCCCUGUCUGUAGCUGACUCAUAUCUGCUGCUCUCGGGACCAUGGCGGAGUACAGCUCUCUGCUCAGCGACCUGUCUGAAAACAUCACCAACGAAGACUUGGAGCAGCUCAAGUCGGCCUGCAAGGAGGACAUUCCCGAGGACCAGAGCAACAACAUCACUUCCUCCAAGGAGUGGUUCAGCUACCUGGAGAAGAACGACAAGCUGGCCCAAGAUAAUCUGUCGUACAUCGAGCACAUCUUCGAGAUUUCGCGGCGACCGGACCUGCUGACGAGGGUGAUCGAGUACCGCACCACCGUGCUCAAGAUCUCUGAGGAUGACGAGAUCGACACCAAGCUCACACGCAUUCCCUCAGCCAAGAAAUACAAAGAUAUCAUCCGCCAGCCCUCUGAAGAUGAGAUCAUCAAGUUGGCCCCGCCUCCUAAAAAAGUGUGAGAUCGCGACACACAACCCUGAUCUUUGCACCUUGAUUUCUUCAUUCCUGGCACUCCAAUCAACCGACCAACCGUUUAUGACCAACCCCAUCACUCCCCUACUUCACCCUACCCUCACACACACACACAAACACACACACACACACACACACAGACACACACACACACAUCCUCCUUGCACUAACACAGAACCGCGCAGGCAGCCACCAACA